AAUUGAGAUGAGAUUAUAAUCGCCAAUCCACAUCAAUUUUUGAAGAGACCCACCCAUUGUCAUAUUGGCUGCCGUCGCACUAACUUAAACUGCCUGUUUUAAUCAAAAUCUGCCCGGGAUCGCAGCCGGAGUCUAUCACCAGUUAGAAGACAAAAUCCACCGUGUUUAACAUCAAAAUAAACAGGAUUAAUGGACAGUGUGGUUGAUUCUCUAAAUAGUGCCUAUCUAGAUUUUAUUGCUGCAGCAGCAACUGUGCUGGAAGCAAGAGAAACUUCCACUGCCCUUAAAAACAUUGCAACAGACACUGCUCUCGAAAGCUUUAAGCAAAAGUGGGAAUUGUUUAGAGUAGCGUGUGAUCAAGCCGAGGAGUAUGUGGAGUCUGUGAAGCAAAGGAUUGGAUCAGAGUGUUUAGUGGAUGAGGCUACAGGGCAUGUGGCAGGGAAACCUGGACAAGCUACCAUGACGGGUCUUCCACCAAUCAGCGCAGUUCGCUUGGAACAGAUGAGUAAAGCGGUUCGGUGGCUUGUGAUUGAAUUGCAGCAUGGCUCUGGAGGACCUGCUGGUUCUUCUAGUUCAGCUCUUUCACAUCCCUCGGCCCCUUUUGAUGCCAGGUUUUCUGAAGAUGCUGCUCAGUAGCAUUUACCUAACUGUAUGAGAUUAUUAAUAUUAUUAAUAAUGUCUUGGAUUUUAUAUUUUCACCGCUCAAAAUGCACCCGACUUUACUGCUUUUGCCGUUUUUCUACCUGUUUAGUAGCUGUAUGUUAAAGGAUGUAACUUAUGUGCACAGUGCAUGAUGCAACACUUCUAAGUUUUCAGUUAGUGAUGCUUUGGUGUUUUAUUGUUUUAUAUCCCACAAAGAUACCGUGCCACCCUUUUGUAACUGAAGAUGGAUUAGUGUAAGAUUAGGUUUGACCCACCCUUUUAUUAAUACCAUAUGCACAAUUAUGUAAGGUUUACCCAUUUCCUUGUGAUCCUGUGUUUCUGUGCCCUGUAAGACGAGGGUAAAAUUAGGUAAAUUGGGUUUGUA
Medicago truncatula (barrel medic) is the source of this 1027-nucleotide messenger RNA. Its product is annotated as mediator of RNA polymerase II transcription subunit 32. The record is from RefSeq and is a predicted model, not a curated record. Lineage: Eukaryota; Viridiplantae; Streptophyta; Magnoliopsida; Fabales; Fabaceae. Gene Ontology annotation, cellular component: mediator complex. Bases 190 to 636 code for a protein of 148 amino acids. The transcript has 2 exons. Gene Ontology annotation, biological process: regulation of DNA-templated transcription; leaf senescence; cold acclimation.